This is a messenger RNA of Misgurnus anguillicaudatus (oriental weatherfish), 2358 nucleotides long. The record is from RefSeq and is a predicted model, not a curated record. NCBI's taxonomy places the organism in Eukaryota, Metazoa, Chordata, Actinopteri, Cypriniformes, Cobitidae.
GGCCAUUUAUAGAAUGUAGGCCUAAAUAAAAGAUUUAGGUUUAGGUUCAAACGGUUUAAUUUUAACAUUUAUGUAUACAUGAAUAAAUGAAUAUUUGUUUAUUUACUUUUUGUAUGUUUUAUUAUUCACCAUAAUCAUCAUCAUAAAUAUCUUAGCAGAAAGAAAAAUAAUUUCUAUUUCAUUGGAUCGGAAUUUCAUGUCAAGCAUUUCUGACUGCAUUACCCAGAAGCCUUGGCUGAUGACAACGUGUGUUUAUUUUCAUCACCGUAGCAACAGAAGGCGGAAGUAAAAGUUGUCUUUACUGCUAAAUACAUAUUUAUAAAUCGUGUACAGUUCUUUUAAUCAUGAGAGCAAAUAACAAGUUUUCACCUUUACAACAAAGUAUGCAAAAGGUAAGCAAGCACUCUAAUAAAAUUUUAUAACGAAUAGUCCAUGGCAGGUGUUUUUCUUUCAUUGGUAUGUAACGUUAUAUUGUUUUCUAAAGCCCAAAAAUACUGGAGCAGAUCGCGGGCCGAGGCCAGCAGACGUCCCAAUGCUGAAGUUAGAGACACUGCAAGACACAGCGGAAGAGGUGGGAAGACAUGACCUGAUGAUGAUGAUGAUGAUAGAAAGAAAGUAGGCUGUACCUGACAGCAUCUUGCCAUAAUUCCAAAGGAUGCUGCUAUGAAGAUCUCUGGAGAUCUGUCAGGCUUUAGCUGGGGCUCUCCUCCUCCCACAAACUCAAAUCAGUGUUUCGAAAUUAAAAAUGAUGCAAAAAAUCCAGUAUCUGUGGGAUCUGACAAUGAGGAACCACUACAGCUGAGUAGCAGGGUUCAGACACAGAGAAGUCCGCUGUACAACCACAAAUCAAACCUGAAUCCUCCCGACUUCACCUUUAAAAACACAGCACAACCCAGCCACAACCCAUCCAACACUGCACAAUCCAACAGCAAGAUGAAAGAUGCGGAGGAGCUUACAGAGGAGAGGAAACUACAGGCAGUAAUUGAGCAGGUUAUGGCGGAUCAGCUGUCGAGGGCUGUCAUUAGCGAUCCGGAACAGAAUGCUGUGUCUGUCAGUCCCACGAGCGUCCCACCACGCUACAUCAGAACUCUUCAUCACACUAAGGUAAAAACCCAAGCAUCUUUAACAGAGAACCUCCUUUCCAACAAGCUUCGCUUUCAUGCCAGGAUUUUGUCAAGAUGUGGACGUGAAGCGUGUCGAGAGCUGAUUGGUUUCUUUUUCACAUGCGACCAAACACUGACGGUGUACGAGUACAGAAAUUUUGGUAAAAACAGAUGGAACGCUCUGCCCUUUAUCGCUCGUGGUGUGUAUUUGAACAGAGGGAGACCGUACAGCCUGCAGGACAUCUCACAGGGUGCCGAGCUUCACUUCUGUACAGACGGCCCACACUUCCCCCACAGCCUGAGACAGCAGCCGCGCGUCUCCCUCAAAGUUACUGAUGUGGAUGAGACUGCCAAGAGACGCCUGCUAUCCCAGGAUGGGGAAAGCCUAUUUCAUCUCUCUGAAGAGGAAAUCAAUGAAAGAAAAACCCUGAAGGCAAUCCAAGAUGUGGUGCGUGAUAAGCUGAGGGGACAUGCGGUCCAAACCCUAUUCAAUCUAGGGAGACAUCUGCAGAAUUUGGAUCUGAAGGGUGAUCGUGUUCCUCAAAAAGAGCUGCUCAGAAAAUCUCUCAUGGACCAUCUGUGUCUAACUCAACAGGACUUCGAGGCGGUGUGGAGGAUUGUGAGUCGGCGUGCGGAGGGGCGGGUGCACCCCGCCGAUGUGAUGCGUGCCGUUACUGGGGAGAUGACCGAGAAUAGAAAAGCUGUCUUCCUGAAGGUUUAUGUAAAGCUUGACCCAAAUAAAACUGGCUCCAUAGUGUUGAGUGACAUUGAAAAAUUCUAUAGAGGCAAACGAGAUACAUACACAACACGUGAAGCGAAUCCAGUUCCUGACUUCCUGACCUUCAUAGAGCAAGUCGGACAGAUCGGCAAGAGUGUGUCCUACGCAGAGUUUGAAGACUAUUACGAGGGUCUGAGUAUUGAAAUCCUUGAUGAUGAAGAAUACAUUAACAAUCUAAGAGCUGUGUGGAGUAUCUGAGUUUUUUUUUACAUUAAUUUCUCAGGCUUGCUUAUCGUUUUUAAAAUUACAAGUACAAUCCAAAACAUGAUGUUUAAAUACAAUUACAGACUGGGCUAAUGUAGAAUCUGGAUAUAAUUCCUACAAUGCUGACUGUAGUAAACCCCAUAUGAAAACUAUAAAACAGAUCAUUUAAAAUACUGCCGUGAUUGUAACAUGCUAACAAGUUAAAAUGUAAGCGCCCCUUGAAGUUUGAGAAAUUGUUUGAUUUGUGGAUUUUAUUAAAUGACAUCAACAUUU